Messenger RNA from Triticum aestivum (bread wheat), 1626 nucleotides. RefSeq lists its product as uncharacterized. Gene Ontology annotation, biological process: regulation of DNA-templated transcription. The coding region runs from base 9 to 1328 and encodes 439 amino acids. The transcript has a single exon. Lineage: Eukaryota; Viridiplantae; Streptophyta; Magnoliopsida; Poales; Poaceae. The record is from RefSeq and is a predicted model, not a curated record. Gene Ontology annotation, molecular function: DNA binding; DNA-binding transcription factor activity.
CAACUCCAAUGAGGCGACCCAUUUCAUCCGUCCAUGUCCAUUUGGGUCUGUGCGGACAAAAACGACUGCCCAACGCAGAGACCCAUUUCCAUUUUGCGUCCGCUUUGUGUCCACGCGGACCCAUUUCUGUCUCAAAUUUGGGACACAUUUGUGUCGGCGGCGGACACAAAGCGAACGUUUUCUCUGCUCUCCUCGUCCGCUUCUGCCCACUACAUGUGUUGCAUGACCCACAUGUCAUCCAACCACCCACCUCAUCUCUCUCCUCCUUUCCUCUCUCUUCUCCCACCCACCCACCCUGCUCCAGACCAUCAACCACGCCGCGACAGUGCCGGAGAAGGGCUCGGGCUGCUGGGAGGCGCAGCUGGGGCUGGAGGCGCGGGGGCAACCGGGUCGUAGCAGGCGGCGCGCGAAGUAGCCUUGGCGGGGCGAGGAGGAGUGACUCGGGCGCUGGAGCAGUGAAGGAUGACCGGCGCGCGCGCGCGAAGCCGGCCGCGGAGCGGAGCCGGAGCCGGCGGGCGAAGGGCGAGGGGCGGAGCUGGCGGGAUGUGGCCACGGGCGUGGAGACUGUCGGCGGCAAGGGGACCAUGAGCGUGGUCGCUGGGGGCCGCGGAGGGCAGACAGUCGCGGACGCGCAGCCGGCUGGUGCGGGCCGCAGGUCGAGGCGGAGCCGGCCCGGUGCAGGACGGGCAAGGCUGCAGCCGGCACGGGUCGAGUGCUCGCUCGCGUGGGUGUCGGAGAUCCGGGCACCGGGGCAGAAGACGCGGAUAUGGCUCGGCUCCCACUCCACCGCCAAGGCAGCCGCGCGCGCCUACGACGCCACGCUGCUCUGUCUCAAGGGCGCAUCUGCCGCCGCCGACCUCAACUUCCCCGUGCGCUUCCCCUUCGACCUCCCGGCCGCCGCCAUGUCGCCCAAGUCCAUCCAGCGCGUCGGCGCAGCCGCCGCCGCCGCCGGGGCCAGCGCUUAUGUGUUCGACCUCGCCGGUGCCGACGACAGUGCUAGCGCUAAUGCCGUCGACUUUACCGGUGCCGACUACAGCGCCAGCGCCGUCACCCCGGAGUACUACAGCUCCUCCGGCGAUGCCUCGCCGGUGAGCUCCCCGGAGACGGCUAGCAGUGGCACCACCGACCUCGACGGCGUAGACCUCCUGUGUCGCUGUAGCCAUCGGCCGUCUAGCCGCUGCCAACCCCGCUGCCUGCUACAUGUUCGACGAAAUGCCAGAGCGAACAUGGCAAAGUGCGUCAAGCCACCUGUUGGGUGCACAUGCAGACUCAAAUCAAAAAGUGGACGCCGUUGUCCGUUUCAUCGACCCAAAUGGACAAAAAACUGACGAAAUGCAUGUCUGUUUGGGUCGGCCCGUUGGAGUUGCUCUUAUCAAGCUCUCUCUUCACGUAUUUUCUAUACACAUAAUAAAGAUUGAGAGCAUUCCGAGAGAAAGAAAACAUCAUAGAGACGGAGGUGACAGCGAUUGUGAACCUGGCCGGAGCUAGCGACGAGCCGACGACACAGAGUAGCUGCACCAGCGAAGGCACACGUCCGAGGAGGAGAUUUAGAGCAACUACAACAAGUAGGAAAUCAUGUCCUCUAAACGCAUGCGGACGCGUUCGUGUACAUUUGCAGAUAGUGAC